UUCCCAUAUUUACGUGCCCUGUAUUAAAGUCCCAAAUUUUGUGUACCAAAACAAAAACAAAAAAGGAAUCGAACUUUCAUUUUCCUAGUCCCAGAUUCUUCGAGAUUUUCUUGGCGUCUGAUCGAGCAGUUGGACAUUGGUUAAGAGUUUGUGUAUAAAUAAGGCUCUUGUUUAGCAAUUAGAACUUUGCUGUGGGAAUUGGCAUGGGAGUUGUGACAGUUUCUAGCUCAGUUUCUAGGACUCCGUUAGGAUUGAGCCCAAAAUUGGCAUCAAGUCAGAGAUCAACGUUGAGAAAGCCAUUGAUUGUUGCCUUUAGAACAGAUAAAUCCAAUAAGAACGCGUUGGUUGCGCCUCAGGAGAAAGUACCUUUGCCAAUAGAAACACGAAAGAAGGUCCAAAAACUAGGGAAGGCUCGAAAGCUCCCCGAAAGUGUAAAAGCUGCAUUGAUAGAGGAGGCUCCUACUUGUAAUUUGGAACUGGAUUACAAUGAAGCUGCUGCCAAGCUGGAAAAUCUGUACAAGCGCAGCCCCGAGACUGAAGCUUCGGAUUUGGAAAAUGUAGAUGGAUUGAUGAUCAAGAGAAGUCGCAAAAGGAGGAAGAAGAUCAGUGAAGUUGAUGACAAAGUAGAGAAGAGAAAAAGCGAUGACAUUGUGGUUGGGAGCAGGACAAAGAAGGCUAAAAGAUUGAGUCUUGAUAAAAGGGUUGCGUUGAAAUGGAAUAAGGACGAGAAAGUGGCUGCUCCAGUAGUUCGAAAGAGAAAAGAUAGAAAGAGUGAGAAUCAGAUGAUUGAGGAGCUUGUAAGGGAGUAUUCGGCUUCAACUGAUCUCGUCAGUUUAGACUGGAAAAAGAUGAGGAUUCCUCCAGUUCUUACUUCUUCUGAGCAUACUUGGUUGUUCAAGCUAAUGCAACCUAUGAAGGCUCUUCUUCAAGUGAAAGAGACCCUGCAGAAAGAUUUGGGGAGAGAACCAAAUAAGGGUGAACUAGCUGAGGCGACAAGUACGAGUGUGGUUCAAGUGAAAAAACACUUGGAGGUUGGUCGAGCUGCAAGAAACAAACUCAUCAAGCAUAAUCUCCGGCUUGUGUUAUUUGUCAUUAACAAAUACUUUCAAGACUUUGCUAAUGGUCCAAAAUUUCAAGACCUUUGUCAGGCAGGAGUGAAGGGACUUAUCACGGCAAUUGAUCGCUUUGAACCACAAAGAAGAUUCCGGCUUUCCACAUAUGGUCUUUUCUGGAUCAGGCAUGCCAUCAUACGUUCCAUGACACUAUCAAGCUUUACUCGUGUCUCCUUUGGCCUUGAGUCUGUUAGGGCGGAAAUCCAGAAAGCCAAGCUUGAAAUGUUGGUUCAGCUUAAAAGAAUGCCAACAGAGGACGAGAUAAUUGAAAAGGUUGGAAUUUCUCCUGAGAGGUAUCAUGAAGUAAUGAGGGCCUCAAAACCUGUCUUCUCUCUUCAUUCAAGGCAUUCGGUCACACAGGAGGAAUUUAUAAACGCUAUUACUGAUGUUGACGGCGUUGAAGGUGAUAACCGGCGGAAACCUGCUCUUCUCAGGCUUGCUAUCGAUGAUGUGCUUGAUUCCCUGAAGCCAAAAGAAAGCUUGGUGAUCAGGCAGAGAUAUGGCCUUGAUGGCAAGGGUGACAGAACAUUGGGGGAGAUAGCUGGAAACUUGAAUAUUUCAAGAGAAAUGGUUCGAAAGCAUGAAGUUAAGGCCCUCAUGAAGCUCAAGCAUCCAGCUCGAGUAGACUAUCUUCGCAGAUACAUAGUCUAAAGUAAUCGGCACAGUACAAUACGCUCACUCGCGGUUCUCCUUUAAAGUUUUCCAACUAUGGUUUUAUCUCUAAUCGCCAUCUCAAUGAUCCUGUAUACUAGUCAUUUGUACCAUAGUCUAAAGCGAUCGACAGUCAACAUAGAAAUCUCAUACCUUCUAAUUCAUACAGAAUUGAUGGUAUGAGACAUGAGAUUCCCCAUAUAUACCCAUGUAUAUAAUACAUGAAAUGUAAUACUUAUGGUCCAUCUUUAUGACUAUAUUCCACACUUGUAGAAAAGCGCAUUCAGUACACUGAAAAGUAUGAGAGUUGUGAGUUUA
This is a messenger RNA of Rosa chinensis, 2081 nucleotides long. Its product is annotated as RNA polymerase sigma factor sigE, chloroplastic/mitochondrial. The transcript is spliced from 6 exons. The coding region runs from base 204 to 1763 and encodes 519 amino acids. Gene Ontology annotation, biological process: regulation of DNA-templated transcription; DNA-templated transcription initiation. Gene Ontology annotation, molecular function: DNA-binding transcription factor activity. NCBI's taxonomy places the organism in Eukaryota, Viridiplantae, Streptophyta, Magnoliopsida, Rosales, Rosaceae. The record is from RefSeq and is a predicted model, not a curated record.